AUGUCCACUCUGUACAAUAGAACUCAUGAUGGAGUCGGCAAUGAGACCACCACAGAAGAGCCUGAGGGAGUUGUCAAUGAGACUACCACAGUGGAGCCCAAGGCAGUGGGCAACGAGACCACCACAGCGGAGCCCAAGGCAGUGGGCAACGAGACCACCACAGCGGAGCCCAAGGCAGUGGGCAACGAGACCACCACAGUGGAGCCAGAGGAAGAGGCUGAGUACUACCCCACAGAGGUUGAUAAGGUGCUAAUGGUGGGCACCAGACAUGCAAUCUAUAAACAAUUCAGAAAGAGCCCGCAUCACAUGUACAUGGUCUUCAACAAAACAGAGCUCCAGAAAGCCUUACCUGAGCCAUCGAUACUGACCCGGGCAGAACUGGAACUGCACAGGAUCAAGCAAAAUCGGGAGCAGGCAGUGCUGCUGUUUGAGAGGUACGGCAAGAAGUCCUGGCGUUUUAUCAGAUACUGGGUGUUGGCCCCCAGCAACACAGCAGAGUGGUUGUCCUUUGAUGUCACUGCAGUGGUGUGUCAGUGGAUGAGCCACAGAAAUGAAGAUCAUGGGGAAUUUGAGGUCUUCCGCCUCACACCUGAGAAGCUAAAUGACGGCACAUAUACUGAUAUCCUCCAAAUGCAGAUCAGUGGGAUCACACCCAGCAGACCUGGUGACCUUCUGGACAAUGACGGCAUCAGCAUUUACCAGCCCAUACUGCGCCUCAUAACCACCCCAAUGGACAAGGCCAGGCACCUGAAAAGGACCCGGAGAUACUGA
Ochotona princeps (American pika) is the source of this 771-nucleotide messenger RNA. Its product is annotated as transforming growth factor beta-1 proprotein-like. The transcript has 5 exons. The coding region runs from base 1 to 771 and encodes 256 amino acids. Gene Ontology annotation, molecular function: transforming growth factor beta receptor binding. The record is from RefSeq and is a predicted model, not a curated record. NCBI's taxonomy places the organism in Eukaryota, Metazoa, Chordata, Mammalia, Lagomorpha, Ochotonidae.